GUUACAGAGUUAAUGGCUUUAAUCUACAUCUGUGAUUGUUAACAGAUGGUCCCGUUUAAACUUAAUAAGUUGGGUGAGUUCUGGUUUGAUAAAACUAACUAUUGCAACGUGUUGUACUUUAAUGUACGGUUGUUUAACUUAAUGGGGGCCAAAUGACGACGUUAAAUGAACUUAAGUACUCAAAACUUUUUAAAAAAAGAAAAAAAAAGUAACUCUUCGCACGACUCUUGCAAAACUGAGAUACAACUUAAAAAAAAACUAUUGAAACGACAAAGAAAGGGUAGGAUCUAUAACUUUAUUUUACACAACGGGUAAAUUAGCGUUAACUUUCGAUGCAAACAGCGCUGUUUUUCCAAGUAUCUCCGUUAAGAUUUCAACAACUGCAUUCCUUCUCUCGUCUCGCUCAACAAACAGGAAACACACGUCCUACAAAAAAUGAUUGACAGCCGCGGCUGGCCAAUCACGGCUCACCACCACCCGAGCUCAGCCAAUCGGCUUAAAGAAGAAGGGCGGGACUUCCUGUAAUGUGACGCAAAUUCGUCGGCCAGGCCUGUAAGUCCCACCUUUUUGUGUUUCCCGCACCGUCAAUCAAAAUAGAAAAAAAAAAUCGACCCGAAUUCACCGAUCAACACACUAGCCCGCCUUUGAUAAAAUAAUCAUGUUCGGAGUUUCGUUGAUCUGUUAAUCCUCCCGGUUACUACCACUCACGCUAUGACUGGUACGUAAACAUUUAGCGCAUCGAAGCGUGGGGACUAAUCGCGCCAGAGCAGCCUCUGAAACAAGGAGAAAUGGCGUCCGCGGACGUGGACAGCAGUCAAAGCGAGUUUCUGCAACACGGCGGCGCAGCGGAAACACAGACGACAGAUAUGUCUGCAAUUCAGCUGACCGGUUCGGACCGAUGGGAGGUGUUAACUCCCGUCUCAGCUGGGAAAGAAGACCAGGGAGUUGUUCACAUUCCAAACUCUGGGAUCGUCACGUCCAACGGGCAGUACGUGCUUCCGAUCGGGAGCCUUCCCAGCCAGCCCAUUUAUGUUACAGCAUCUGGGGGUGAGGCUGCAGCCAACGGAGUGUCGGGCAUUCAGUAUCAGGUCAUCCCCCAAAUCCAGAAUGCAGACGGGACGCUUGCAGGAUUCCAAACGCAAGGGUUGGAUGACGGCACGGGGCAGAUCCAGCUCCUUCAAGACGGCGGCCAGGGCAACAUCGGGAUCAGCGGCGCCACGACGACGACCUCGGAUCUCCUCACGCAGGCCGGGCAGGUUCAGUCGAUCCAAGGCGUCUCCCUGGCCGGGGGUUCGGCGUACUCCGGCACGGUACCGGUGGGGCUGCCCGGGAACAUAACGUUCGUCCCUAUAAACAGUGUGGACCUGGAGUCGCUAGGGUUGACCGGAGCUCAGACGGUCCCCAUCGCGACGGCGGUGACGCCCGAGGGCCAGCUGAUCAUGAGCAGCCAGGCGCUGGAGAGUCAGAGUCAGGACGCCGGCGGCAAGCAGCAGCAGCUGGUGACGGUGAGCGGCAGCGGCGGCAACCACGAGCUCUACGUGCCAACCACCACCACCACCUCCUCCAACUCGUCCCACCUCCCCGAGACCAUCGACGGAACCGGCGUUCUCACCCAGGCGACCGCCGUGUCUGCAGGCGUGUCCGACCCCUCGUCUGAGAACUACAACUCCCACAACCACAUGCACCAAAUACAGGUGUCGUCCUCCAACGCCACUACUCUCUCGCAGCCCAUCCUGCAGCUGUCUGGGGACGGUCAGGCCCAGGUAGCCCAGGUGGCUCAAGGCCAGGACAUGAAUUCGGCCGGCCAGACUCUACAGAGCGUACAGCUGGUCAACCCAGGAACCUUCCUCAUCCAGGCCCAAACCGUCACAGCUACUGGACAGAUCCAGUGGCAGACCUUCCAGGUUCAGGGUGUUCAGUCACUUCAGGGGCUCCAGUUGCCCCAGGGUCAAGGCCAGGCCCAGCAGUUGACCUUAGCCCCGGUCCAGACUAUCCCCAUGGGCCAGACGGGCCAGGUCAGCCUACCCAACCUCCAGACGGUCACGGUUAACUCCGUGACACAAUCCGGAGUACAGUACACACACGGAGAGGAUACAGGCAGUCCAGUUGGUAUCCAGAUAAAGGAGGAGCCCGACACGGAGGAGUGGCAGCUGAGCGGAGACUCCACGUUGAACCCCAGCGACCUGAACAACCUGCGCGUUCAGCUGGGAGAUGAGGACAUGGAUACUCCGAGCGGGGAGGGCAAGAGGCUCCGCAGAGUAGCCUGCACCUGCCCCAACUGCAAAGAGUCGGGAGGAAGAGGGUCGGGUAUGGGGAAGAAGAAGCAGCACAUCUGCCACAUCGCCGGCUGCGGGAAAGUCUACGGGAAGACGUCCCACCUCCGAGCUCACCUGCGCUGGCACAGCGGGGAGAGGCCCUUCGUCUGCAACUGGAUGUUCUGCGGGAAGAGGUUCACCAGGAGCGACGAGCUGCAGAGACACAGGAGGACACACACAGGAGAGAAGAAGUUCGUGUGCACGGAGUGCUCCAAGAGGUUCAUGAGGAGCGACCACCUGGCCAAGCACAUAAAGACUCACCAGAACAAAAAGGGCGGAGUUCCGUCCUCCACGUCUCCGCCCACGACCGACACCGUCAUCACCGCCGCCGACGGGACCACGCUCAUCCUCCAGACCAACACCCACGACCUCGUAGGCAAUCAGGAGAUCCCCUUGCAGCUGGUCACCGUGGCGUCCGGUGAGGUCAUGGAGUGAUUUGGUGACGUGGCUUUUUUUUUUUUUUUUUUUUUUUUUUUCCAGAACUGGCCUAUCACAGGGACCUCUUGGGCUUUUCUCUCCCUCCUCUUACCUUUUUUUUUUGUUUUUGUUUUUUUACAUAUGAAUAUAUACGUAAAUAUAUAUGACAAAUAUAUAUAUUUUAAGUAAGAGUUAUCUUGACUUUGUUUGUUUUUUGCAGUCUUUUUAUAGGCGGGCAAAAAGAAAUAACAUUAAAAUGUGGUUGCUAUGUACACAUGCGUAAACACACUCGCACGCACACACACACACACACACACACACAUACACACACACCACAUUAACGCUGAAAACCUGACACGAAUACUCAACACAAUGAAAUGCCUUAUUUUGUAUCAUACUCUUGUAUAAAAUGCUGGAGGUGCAUGUGUUUUUUUAAAGCUUUGCAGCUGAUGUAAUUGUAAUGGAGAUAAAUGUGGAGAUUCUUUUUUUUGUUUUGUUUUUUUUAGAAGAAAGAAAAAGGAAGCCUCUCUGGGAUGAAUGAGUAUUUUUUUUUUUUCCUGACAGAACCAAACGCUCUGUUUGAAGCAGCGCAGCCUCAACUCUGAUCGAAUGCUUUUGUUUUAUUAAAGGAGCAGUUUAACUUUUUAUUUUUUUAUUUUUUUUUUGGGUGGCUUGUUAGGAAGGCGGAUUAGCUUAGCAUAAAGACUGGAAACUUGUAGAAAGUUAUCUGCAACUCUUAAAGUUUAGGGGUAAGCGUCUUGUAUCCUAGCAACCGGUGGAGACUGAUUCCACUGGUUGCUAAGAUACAAGAUGCUAACUGCUACGCUUCAGGAAGUAGCUCCACCGCUUCCAGACUUUAUGUUCAAGGUGUCCGACUUCAUCAUAUUUUUUUAGCAUAAUUUUUUUGCAACAUCAACUCACUUUUUUUUUUUUUUUUUUUUUAAAUAAACGCGCAACAGCUGUCGCACAACCGCCGGCAGCCGACAGCGAGCGCUGCUACAAGCGGAGCGUGGGUUUUUCCCCGGCGAUCAGAGUGACUGAUCUGAAGUUUGGGUGUUCUCCACCUGCCUCGACGGGAACAGAUGCGCUCUUUAAAAAGAAAAAAACACACACACACAUAACAAUAAAAAAAAAAAGAGGAGAAAAAGAGCAACUUCUUCCAGCAUGCGUCUGUCCUCACGAGCACGCCGUCCGCUGUGCUUGUCCACGUUUAGAAAACAAAAACACGUCUGGUUUUCUUUCUUUCUUUUCUUUUUUUUCUCUUCAUAUUUUUGUUUAUUGUAAAUUCAGUUUUCAGUGUCUGUUUCUUGAUCUGGGUCUAAAUCAAAGCCGUUCGAAGGUGAUUAUAGAUUAUUUUUUUUGUUUGUUUCUUUUGACCGGCGUACAGUGGUUACCUCUCCGUUUGUCAGCAGGCGGCAGGAGGGCGACCACACACACACCAGUGUUGCCAUGUGAAGUUAAAACUAAAAAAAAAAACAAAAAACGGAUGCAACAGAUGAGCAGCCCUCUGCGGAGGGGAGGGGAUGGGGGGGCUUUUUGUCAUCGAACAUUCCAGUUGGACGCCAGAUGAUGUGGGAUUCAUUUUGCAAUAAUAACUGCUCUGUGGGUAAUGCUGGCCAGAUGUCACUCAAAUCAAAAGGAAAACAAUCAUGCCAUUGUUUUGUUUUGUUUGUUUUAUUAUUAUUAUUUUUUUAAUUAAUGUAAUCCCUUCCUCGGUUUGUCCUCAUGUCUGUAGCAUUCAUUUACAUGUAUAUUAUCUUAUUUUCACAUUGUCUAUAGAAGCCAUUACUUAGUUAACUGAAUUUGUUGUAUCAAAACCUUAUUUUAAGUGAUUUUUUUUUUUUUUUUUUUUAAGAAUUGGUGUAAAAAAUGAAUGUUACCUUUUGUAAAACCUUUUUUCAAAUGGAUCACAAUAAAAGUCUGAAACCUUCCAGUAACAGGUUUUAUGUAACAGCUGCACGAACUCUUGAACCAGAGAAACCUACACGGAUGAGCCAUAACAUUAUGACCACCUUCCUAAUAUUGUGUAUCCCUUGUGCCUCCGUAUGACUCUUUGUUUGGUGUCUGAAGUGUCACCAAUCAGGAGAAAAACAAACAAACUUCAUUGGGGAUUUUUAUUUAACAAAAAUAUCCGACAGCCAAAACAAGAAGGUGACAACAAAUCCGUGGAUGGUACCAAGAAACAAAAAAAUAUAUGUAUUUUUUUUUUCCAGCUAACUGUCAUGGCUGCUGUUCCCUUAACAGUACACUCAACUUUCUCCUCUUCUGCUUUACGCUGCAACUCACACAUGUUUUAUUUUUUACCUGAGAGUCACAGUAAUAUCAAUCAAACCUGCUGAUUUUGUUUUUCAUAAACUGUGUUUUAUAAAUUUAGACACAUUCCCUUAAAAGUCUUGUUGGGGCAUCAAACAUGUAGCAAAUUCGUCUGAUUUUUUUUUUUUUUCAAACCUUCAUAUUAACCUUUAACAAUCCAGAUGAAGGUCAAACAGCAUCAAACAUUUUCCUUCCGGUGUGUGAGCAGAUCAUCUUCCCACCACCAGAUGCAUCCAAAGUCCUUCCCCACACCCCACAACCAGAAUCCCAAUCAGUGCAACGUAACAUCCAAAAAAAAAAUUUAAAUCACGAUUCACAACAGCACAUUCUCACCGCUUGCACUGCACGCACACACGUACACUAAACCCUUAUAAAACAAAACAAACAAACAAAAAAAACA
Mugil cephalus (flathead mullet) is the source of this 5445-nucleotide messenger RNA. Its product is annotated as transcription factor Sp3-like. Gene Ontology annotation, biological process: regulation of transcription by RNA polymerase II. Gene Ontology annotation, molecular function: RNA polymerase II cis-regulatory region sequence-specific DNA binding; DNA-binding transcription factor activity, RNA polymerase II-specific. The record is from RefSeq and is a predicted model, not a curated record. Bases 789 to 2750 code for a protein of 653 amino acids. The transcript is spliced from 9 exons. Lineage: Eukaryota; Metazoa; Chordata; Actinopteri; Mugiliformes; Mugilidae.